This is a messenger RNA of Malus domestica (apple), 1984 nucleotides long. Its product is annotated as CBL-interacting serine/threonine-protein kinase 5. Gene Ontology annotation, biological process: protein phosphorylation; signal transduction. NCBI's taxonomy places the organism in Eukaryota, Viridiplantae, Streptophyta, Magnoliopsida, Rosales, Rosaceae. The record is from RefSeq and is a predicted model, not a curated record. Gene Ontology annotation, molecular function: ATP binding; protein serine/threonine kinase activity.
CCUCCGAUUAUUGCACCGUUUUUCCGGAAAAAUCUCUUGUCUUUUCUUUCCUUUAUCUCAGUUGUUGUUUUUAUAUAUAUAUUUUUUUUGGAUUUUCAGGUGCAAAUCUACAUUUCCUAAACUGGGCUUCUGACCAUUUUCAGCAUUAACAAAAUUUCCCUUCUCCUAAAUUCAGUUUCUCAAUUAUUUUCUUCCAAUCAUCGAUCCCUCACCGUUUACCAGGAAAAUCACUUCCAUUUUUCUGGACCUGGGGUCUUCGCCAUCUCUGGAUGAUACGCUAAUGUUUCGUGGCAUAAACUGAGUCACUAAAAUUUCUUUCUCGUUUAUAUUCUCAAUAGAAAAUUCAUAUUUGAAAAUAUGCAGGGAAAGGAGCAAAAGCAGUUGAGUCCCAAGUCACCAAGAAACAUUCUAUUUGACAAGUAUGAGAUGGGAAGGCUUCUAGGCCAAGGCACCUUUGCCAAAGUCUACCAUGGCAAAAACCUCGCCACGAAAGAAAAUGUAGCAAUCAAAGUGAUAAACAAAGACCACAUCAAGAAAGAAGGCCUAAUGGAGCAAAUAAAGCGCGAAAUUUAUAUCAUGCACUUAGUCCGGCAUCCCCACAUUGUCCAAUUAAAAGAAGUCAUGGCCACAAAAACAAAGAUCUUCUUCGUCAUGGAGCAUGUAAAAGGAGGUGAACUGUUUGCCAAGGUAUCUAAAGGAAAGCUCAAGGAGGACAUGGCAAGAAAGUACUUUCGACAACUCGUAAGCGCUGUUGAAUUUUGCCAUAGUCGUGGUGUAUCACAUCGUGACCUGAAGCCUGAAAAUCUUCUUUUGGACGAAAAUGGAGACUUAAAAGUCUCCGAUUUCGGGUUAUCAGCGUUGCCAGAGCAGCAUUGGAGUGAUGGUAUGCUCCACACGCAAUGUGGCACGCCGGCUUACGUGGCACCUGAGAUUUUGAGGAAAAAAGGAUAUGAUGGAGCCAAGGCUGAUAUAUGGUCUUGUGGUGUUGUUCUCUUCGUUUUUCUUGCCGGGUACUUACCAUUUCAGGAUGAGAACUUGAUGAGAACUUAUAGCAAGGUUUUCAAGGCAGAUUAUGAAUUUCCGCCAUGGAUUUCUAUGGACGCAAGGUGUUUGAUCAAAAAGCUUUUGGUUGUUGACCCGGAAAAGAGGAUUUCCUUUCAGCAAAUAAUGAGGAACCCUUGGUUUCGAAAGGGUUCCAAUUUUGCUAAGUCAAUUGCAUCUUCAAAUUCCAUUGAAGAUGAUAAAAAUGGAAAGGGCGAGAAAAUUGGAAAUUUGGGUAGGACAAGAAGCGGUAAUAUUCCUACUCCACCAUUUUUAAAUGCAUUCGAGUUCAUAUCAUCAAUGUCCGAGGGAUUCGACUUGUCGAACAUGUUUGAGACCAAGAGGAAAUCAGGGUCCAUGUUUACGUCCAAGUGCUCCGCCUCCACAAUCAUGGCGAAGCUGCAGGUGGUAGCUGAAAGGUUGAAUUUCGGAUUGGCAUGUGAAAAGGAGUUUACUGUGAAGUUGCAGGGGAAAAAGGAGGGGAGGAAAGGGAAGUUGGCGGUGACAGCGGAGUUGUAUCAGGUGGCGGCGGAGGUGGCGGUGGUAGAGUUUUCACAGUUGGCUGGGGACACUCUUGAAUACACUAAGUUUUGUGAGGAGGAUGUGAGGCCAGCACUGAAGGACAUUGUUUGGACUUGGCAAGGUGAGGAAAAUGAAUGUUCACAAAAGAAAGUUGCAAACCCUAACUGCCAUUAACUAUAUGGGUAUUCCCUUGAAGCGACGUGGAGUUAAUGUUUACAAUCUAGGAAAACCACCUGAUCAGAUCCCUCAUCCGAAAUAGGUUUUAACCUUUUUUUCUGAUAUAUUUGGACAUUCUGAUGUAAUAUUUUGUGUUAUAACUACGUCCUGCUGCAAGAAUUUUGGAGGCUUGGCAUGGAUGUAUAUAGUGCAUGUAUAAUAAUUUUUUUUUCUUUCUAAUUCAUCGGACUUUUGAGUAUUGGAA